GCCGUGUUCUGUAGCUCCAACUUCACCAGAUCUCAGAAUGGACCCCAACUGCUCCUGCUCCACCGGCAGCUCCUGCACCUGCUCCAGCUCCUGUGUCUGUAAGAACUGCAAAUGCACCUCCUGCAAGAAGAGCUACUGCUCCUGCUGCCCUGUGGGCUGCUCCAAGUAUGUCCAGGGCUGUGUGUGCAAGGGCCAGUCAGACAAGUGCACAUGCUGUGCCUGAUGUUAGGACACGGCUGCUCCCACGUGUAAAUAGUAGUGCUGGAUCACCCCAGAGC
Molecule: messenger RNA, 278 nt
Organism: Psammomys obesus (fat sand rat)
Lineage: Eukaryota; Metazoa; Chordata; Mammalia; Rodentia; Muridae
Product: metallothionein-1-like
Exons: 1
Coding region: 38-223 (61 amino acids)
Molecular function (GO): metal ion binding
Source: RefSeq, a predicted model, not a curated record